Messenger RNA from Drosophila montana, 1234 nucleotides. Its product is annotated as UPF0046 protein C25E10.12. Lineage: Eukaryota; Metazoa; Arthropoda; Insecta; Diptera; Drosophilidae. Bases 153 to 1067 code for a protein of 304 amino acids. The transcript has 2 exons. The record is from RefSeq and is a predicted model, not a curated record. Gene Ontology annotation, molecular function: hydrolase activity.
UACUGAAUUUUUGUUUUGUACGCUGAGCGUGCUUUUGUUAUCUUUUAUCGGCAAAUCAGUGUUUACUUAAUUUAGAAGCGCAAAAUACCCGUGUGCUUAUCAGGGAUAUUGACUAUCAAUGUUGUAUUAAUAGCUGUUGAGCUAGUCCAACAAUGGCAACGUUGCCUGUAGCCGUACAUCCGCUAACCGGCGACCCAACCGCCGCCUGGAAUGAGAUCAGCAAAACCCAGCGGGUCAUCAAGGUGGUCAUGAAGCCACCGACGACGACGGUGGCGCCGAACAAGGCGCGCGUAGUGUGCAUGUCGGACACGCACUCGCUGACGCCAUACAUCAAGUUCGAUAUACCCGAUGGUGAUAUUUUUAUACAUGCCGGCGACUUCACCAAGUGCGGCCAGCUGCAGGAGGUGGUCGAGUUUAACAAUUGGAUUGGCGCCCUGCCGCACAGGCACAAAAUUGUGAUAGCCGGCAAUCACGAGCUUAGCUUCGAUCGCACCUUCACGCAUCCGUUUCAGAACAAGGGCCAGCAACAUACCGAACGCUCCAAGCACACGGGCAUGACCAUACUGGACGAUUUGCCCACGUUGGGCAACGACAAGGAGAGCAUGGAGAGCGCCGUAAAGACGCCCAACAUACGCGAGGCCUUAACCAAUUGCACUUACUUGGAGGACGAGCUGCUGGAGCUGUGGGGUGUACGCAUUUACGGUUCGCCCUGGCAGCCGGAAUUCUGUCGCUGGGCAUUCAACGUGCCGCGCGGUACCGCCUGCCUGGAUAAAUGGAAUCAAAUACCCGCUGGCGUCGAUAUACUCGUCACACACACACCGCCCGUUGGCCACGGGGAUCUGUGCUGCUCGGGCGUGCGCGCCGGCUGCGUGGAGCUGCUGAGCACGGUGCAGCAGCGUGUGAAACCCAAAUACCAUGUAUUUGGUCAUGUGCACGAGGGCUAUGGCAUAACCAGCGAUGGGCGCAUUAUCUAUGUAAAUGCCUCCACGUGCGACAUCAAUUAUUUGCCCAACAAUGCGCCCAUUGUGUUUGAUGUGACGCUGCCGCCAGGUGUGCGCAAGGACUAGGAUCGUAGAUGCCGCAACCCAAACCGUCUUCUAUUUAUUCAAUCUAAACUUAAGUUGCCAUUCAACCCAAAUAAGGAAUUUAUUUUAUGCCCCACCUCAAUUUAUUUUAAGUUAGUUUUUACAAGAACCACAGAAAAAAUGCUCAUUAAAUGUCCUUCAAGCUGCAA